Messenger RNA from Caenorhabditis elegans, 285 nucleotides. RefSeq lists its product as uncharacterized. The transcript has a single exon. The coding region runs from base 1 to 285 and encodes 94 amino acids. The record is from RefSeq and is marked reviewed. NCBI's taxonomy places the organism in Eukaryota, Metazoa, Nematoda, Chromadorea, Rhabditida, Rhabditidae.
AUGAGGGCCAACUUGGGAGUGCCUUCGACGAUCGCUCAAAGUAGGUGGGCGGAGUCUGCCACAUCCUUCCCGACGGCAACGGUGGCGGCGGCGGGAGGAAAAGAUAUCGAAAUCGAGAGAGACGUCGCCCACAAUCAACCAGGAGGCAUCUUCCCGAAUGUAAUAUUCUUGGAAUCUCUUGACUUCUCGGCGUGUUUCGUCGAUGCUCACCAAGUCUUCGUCUCCGACGGAAGUGUAAUGUUUCGACGAUGGGAUCGGCAGAAGAAGACGGGAAGGAAGAAGUGA